AUGAUCAUCAUACUAUCGCAUCCGUGUAGCUUGGUUUCGUACUUGUCAGCCCAUGCUAUAUUGACCAGUAAUGUUGGGAGGACUUCGUCCGUCACUAUAAAGAUCAUUGAGCAUCAUCCUUCAUUAUUCAAGAAUUUACCUUGGUGUGGAAUUUCAACCAUUGGAUCACAGUCAUUUCAUCACCAUGCUGUAAACAAGAUAUUAAAUACUUUGGCAAGUCAAUUACAGAUUAUUCCUAUAAGUCUGGCCAAUAUGAGCCAUUCACAGCCAUUGUACCCUGAUUUACCGGUUCGUCCGCUACUAAAAGUACACACUACCACAGCCAAAAGCACCAAUAUAUUGGGCUAUAUCUAUCAUCCUAUACUACUCAUGGAGUCUCUUCGAACAGGUCUAAGUGGUUCUAAUCGCGUGGCGUUCAUGUCGCCUUCGCGUGGCGUUACUGUGGAUGAUGUAGUGAAGGAGAUUUGCAUUUUUCACCAUCCGCAGCAGAUAGUGGUAAUUGACUUUGGUAAAACUUUGACGAAUUUUCCCUCGAUGGAUCUUGUCGUUUACUCGAGUCUCUGCCAGUUGGAGCUGGUUCCUGCUAUAGGGCUGCCGCUGGCAAUACUUUGGCUACCCCACUUUCGAGCCAUCAAUAGACUUUGGACAGAAUCUCAACCUCAUACCACCACCAAAUUCACCCACGAUAAAUUACUACAGCACACAAAUAUUCGCAUGAACGGCACCAGCGACUUGCCUCAGCUCGACCUCUUGGUGGCGCUCCGCCAUGUAGAUGUCGUAUUGUUUGCAAUUGCCAAAGCUAGGUUAUAA
This is a messenger RNA of Meyerozyma guilliermondii ATCC 6260, 810 nucleotides long. RefSeq lists its product as uncharacterized. Lineage: Eukaryota; Fungi; Ascomycota; Pichiomycetes; Serinales; Debaryomycetaceae. The coding region runs from base 1 to 810 and encodes 269 amino acids. The record is from RefSeq and is a predicted model, not a curated record. The transcript has a single exon.